Mytilinidion resinicola is the source of this 588-nucleotide messenger RNA. RefSeq lists its product as uncharacterized. The coding region runs from base 1 to 588 and encodes 195 amino acids. The record is from RefSeq and is a predicted model, not a curated record. The transcript has a single exon. NCBI's taxonomy places the organism in Eukaryota, Fungi, Ascomycota, Dothideomycetes, Mytilinidiales, Mytilinidiaceae.
AUGGCCCGCAUCCUGGAGUCUGGGGAUCGCCGCUGUCGCCAAUUCUUUCACGCCCCACACGUUCUCGCUCGCUUGAUUGGAAAUACAAUACAUGACUGGCAGCCUCCUGGAAAACCGUUGCUGCCGGUAGUUGUGGUGGCGGUACCUGAUGUCGCCAUUUGCACCAUAACACAGUCAAAUCCUUCGAUGCGAAGCGCAGAGACUGCGGGCGCGUGGAAAUACCACUGUGCCAUGAGUAGAAGUCCAUGUCAGGCAUUUCCUAGCCCGCCGAAGCGCGUCCUAGGCAAACAAGGGGAAGUUGUCGACGGCGGCGGUGAUAUUCGGAACCAUCGACGAUUCGACAGCUUUGAGUCGGCGAACGCCGCACCAGACCCUCUCCCCAGAGCAGCUUCCCAGUACGACCGAGAAUCGACCGCCGAAGAGAGGCAUAAGACCGCAAUUUAUAUGCAUCCAGCUUUUUUGCGUGGGCUAGCGGCUCGGCUGAGGCGACUGGCGGCAACUUGGCUGUACCAUGCAACAGACCCUGGGCGAGUCGAGACCGCGAGGUGUGCUGGAAGUCCAUUUCCGCAAGAGGAUAAAAAGUCAUAG